CAAUGUUUUUUUUUUUUGAAAAAAGGCACGAUAAUCUUAAGAUAAUUUUUGUUCAAUUACCUGUUAAAAGAUUUUGAUGUUUGUUUUGGUGUGUCUUUAAUGAUAUACAGAAAUAUUUAGAGUGUUUUAAAAAUGUAAAAAGAAAAAGUGAAAGAUCAAAACAAUGAAAGUUUGCGGUAAAAAAGAAGAAGCAAACUCUUUGGAUUUAGAUGAAACUUUACCACACAGAAAAUCUAAUAUCGAUGGAGGAUGGGGUUGGUGUGUUGUUGUAGCAGCGUUUCUUACGCAAUUUGUUGUGGUUGGUUUACAGAAUUCUUCUGGUGUAAUAUUUAACGAGCUGGUUCUGAAGUUUAACCGACCGAGAGGAGAAACAGGUUUAGUUAGUUCAAUUUCUGUUGGAAUGAUGUUUCUAUUAGGUCCGCUAACAACAACACUGUGUCAAAGGUUUGGUUGUCGAACAAUUUCUAUUCUCGGAGGCUUGUUAUGCAUGCUUGGAAUGGCUUUUUCAGCAUAUGCAAAAACAUUAACUAUUAUGUACUUUUCGUUCGGAAUUACUUGGGGUUUAGGAACAAGUUUAUGUUAUUUUCCAACAAUGAUUAUUUUGGUACCAUAUUUUAAAAAAAGACUCGCUUUAGCAAACGGAAUAGUUGGCGCAGGAAGUGGAAUUGGAACAUUAGUGCUUAGUCCUUGUAUUCAGUGGUUUGCUAAAAUAUACGGAAUUAAAAACACUUUUUUAAUGCUAACUGGACUUCACAGCAUUGUUUUCUUUUCUGCGUUUGUUUACCGACCAAUCAAUAAUGAGUAUGAAAUUAAGCAAAAUACUGAAAAAGAAACAAAAAAUUUUCUUCGACCUCAAAUUAAUGUCUUAGAUACAACGGAAAACAAGGUAUCUAUAUAUGCAGAUAUUGCUUCACUGCUGUUGGACAAAGCUUUUAUAUCGUGGUGCGUUGGGCUUUCUGUAUUUAUAUUAGGAUAUUUUGUUCCAUUUGUCCAUUUGGUGCGGUAUGCAACUUUGGCUGGAAUUCCAGAAGUAAAAGCUUCCUUUCUUAUAAGCACAUUAUCAAUUACUGCUACAAUUUUUAAGGUCAUAAGUGGGAAGGUUGCUGGUUUAAAUAGCACAAAUAAGUUACGAAUGUAUCAAACGAGUUUACUUUUGAUUGCCAUAGCAACAACACUUGUACCUGUCACUCGUUCGUUUGUUGGUCUUAUGUUUUACGUUGUUGCGUUUGGAAUAGGAGAAUCGUGUUUUGUCAUCAUGAUACCACUAAUUACAAAAGAAAUUGUUGGUGUUAGGCGUUUGCCUUUAGCUUUAGGUUGUGUUUUUAUGAUGAUGGGGAUCCCGACAACAAUGGGCGCUCCUAUUGCAGGUUGGAUAUACGACUAUUUUAACGAUUAUUCGAUUGCUUUUUAUGUAGCCGGUAGCAUGAACAUAAUGGGUGUUUUAAUUCUGUUUUUAGUAGAAUAUUACACUGAAAAUAAAGCUAUUAAAAAUAUAAUAUAUGGAAAUGGAGUUACAAGUAUUACAAAAAGCAAAGAUGUUUUGUUUAUAGAAGAAAAUGUGCAAAGACCCGAUUCAAAAGUAAUUGAGUAUACCUGUUAUGGUUCAAGCCAAAGAAUUUUUUACACGGAAAUUGAAAAUGAAUUAUUACAAGAGACAAUUCAAAAGAAUAAAAGAAGAUUUGAAAGUGACCGCUCUGUAUAUAAAGUAAACUUUGAAUCAGAUUUUGAAAAUUUAAAUAAAGACUUUUUAAAAAACGAUGACCAGCAUUUAAAUCAUAAACAAAUGCAAACUAUUUCACCGUUUACAGAAGAUCGUUUAUGUGCAUCAUGCAAUCAUAUUCCAUUAAAAGAAAAGAGUGAGAUUUCAUUUAGUAACCGUUGGUCUUUUAUUCCAGAAACGUUUAAAAAGUUGAAUAAUUUAUAUAUUUCUUCAACAGCAUCAAGAGACAUACUCUCAAAAUUUACACUCCAAAAUGGAUUGUCAAUUACUUUCAUUGAAAGUAUUGAUAAAGGAGAGCGCAUGGCUACAGCUAAAAGGUUUUCUUCUACAAAAUCAUCUGGUUUUUUUAUAAUUGAUUUGCCGCCAUUUUCCAAAUAAUUUUCCGAAAAUAUCGUAAAAAAGAAUAUAAAAAAUAGUUACAUAACAAGAAGAGCGGUUAGUCAUUUGAAUUUUAGUCGUGUUCAAUUGGUUAAACGAUUGGUUAGUGCAACUAAUCGAGCGAUUUAUUUCUUUAAAACUAGCGCAAAUGGAAAGCUAUAGUCAUUGUAUAUACAAAAUUUUUUUUAUAGUUUCUUAGAUAAUUAUUUAUCUCAUAUGAUGAGUUGGAUUUUAGUAUAUUGGUAUGUUAAUAAUAUAUAUUAAUAAAAAACUUUAAAUAUAAA
This is a messenger RNA of Hydra vulgaris (swiftwater hydra), 2382 nucleotides long. Its product is annotated as monocarboxylate transporter 10. NCBI's taxonomy places the organism in Eukaryota, Metazoa, Cnidaria, Hydrozoa, Anthoathecata, Hydridae. Gene Ontology annotation, cellular component: membrane. Gene Ontology annotation, molecular function: monocarboxylic acid transmembrane transporter activity. Gene Ontology annotation, biological process: transmembrane transport. The record is from RefSeq and is a predicted model, not a curated record.